AAAUGCGUCUCCACACCUUUUCUCCAGCAGUGGUAUUGACCCACAACCUAUAAUUAUAAUUCUUACGCAUACAUAACAACACCUUAUAAUGUUGCAUCGCCGAUUUUUCUCCACUGGUUCUGCAGUAGCCGAAAACUAUUAUAAAAUAACCUUAAAGCGAUCGACCAUUGGCACACCAAGUGAUUUCCGAGCAGCAACAAAGACACUGGGCCUUUUCCGUUUACAUCAGACAACAUAUAGACCUGUUAAUGCAACAAAUGCAGGCCUUAUUCUCAAACUCAAAGAACUUGUCAAUGUCGAAAUUGUGGACCGAAUUCCUGACAAGUCUGAAUUAGCGGCCAAAAAACCGCCAAAAGGUUAUACAGUUGUUGGCAACAAGCUCUAACGAAAUCGACUUUAUCAUCCUACUUUUCGCUCUGUAUUAUAUCACUUCUCUUAGUCUUCUCUUAUGUAAGAGAGAGUAUUUCUAAACGUAAGCCUUUCCAUUAGCAAAUAUGAGACCAGGUUUCUAUCUUUAUUUAUUAGAGAGGCAUUACAUUAUUUGAUCGUGUG
Molecule: messenger RNA, 552 nt
Organism: Mycotypha africana
Lineage: Eukaryota; Fungi; Mucoromycota; Mucoromycetes; Mucorales; Mycotyphaceae
Exons: 2
Coding region: 89-385 (98 amino acids)
Biological process (GO): translation
Cellular component (GO): large ribosomal subunit
Molecular function (GO): structural constituent of ribosome
Source: RefSeq, a predicted model, not a curated record